Molecule: messenger RNA, 2997 nt
Organism: Penicillium canariense
Lineage: Eukaryota; Fungi; Ascomycota; Eurotiomycetes; Eurotiales; Aspergillaceae
Product: mismatch repair ATPase MSH1
Exons: 3
Coding region: 1-2997 (998 amino acids)
Biological process (GO): mismatch repair
Cellular component (GO): nucleus
Molecular function (GO): ATP-dependent DNA damage sensor activity; mismatched DNA binding; ATP binding
Source: RefSeq, a predicted model, not a curated record
AUGCGGGUCAGUGGUCGGACCUUGGCUCAUUUGAUACCUUGCUCGCGGUCGACUGGGCAAGUUUCGCUCAUCCCAUCUUAUCAAUGCCCUGUCCAUCGGACGAUCUGCCACCAUGCGCGUCGCGCUCGAUUGCGCGCUCGCGUGCCCGCAGUGGGACUGCCAUUUGAACAACACAGGGGCGCUAAAACGCAGACCACAGCCAAAUGGAACGACCUCCCGCAGGGUGUUGUGAAGCUAGAAGCAUACGAUGACGGCGUGGAUGAGGCUCCUCGGUAUCCCACUGUGGUGCAAGGGCAUCGCAACAACAUGCAGAAGUUCAAGAACUGUGUUAUCCUGACAAGAGUGGGAGGUUUCUACGAGCUUGCGUCCAAGAAAACCAGCGCCGGUCCCGUUCCCAUGGCCGGAUUCCCCUUUUUCCAGCUCGACCGAUUCCUCAAAAUUCUCGUCCAAGACCUGAACAAAUAUGUGGCUAUCAGUGAGGAGUUUGCGAUCGAGGCAGAGGAUAAAGCAAAGACUGGGGGCCUGAUGUUCGAUCGGAAGGUGGCUCGGAUUAUCACGCCGGGCACGUUGAUUGACGAGAAGUUCAUCGAUUCUUCCGAGAAUAAUUUUCUGCUGGCCAUCUACUUCGAUAUCCCUGCUUUGGCAGCGCAAUCCACACAGCAGGUUGAUGCGCAGUCAUCACAGCACCUACUGUCUUCCGCCCCUCAGCGGGUAGGGCUGUCGUGGAUGGAUCUAUCGACAGGGGACUUUUAUACCCAACUCACGACGACGCAGAUGCUGCCAUCUGCCAUUGCUAGGAUAGGGGCUCGCGAGAUACUUGUUGAUCAGAAUGUUCAAUCUCUUCUUGGCCAAGAACUGCAGCUCCUCGUUGGCCAUGAACACCGUCUAGUUACAUUCUUCCGGUUCCCCGAGGCAUUUGCGCCGAUGUCUGAAUGGGACUCGAUGCUAGCGGCCCCAGUUCCUGAAGAUACCCAUGCCUCAUUUACUGCAGAGGAAGUAGCUGCUGGGUAUAGCCUGCUCGAGUACACUCGGGUCCAGUUGCAGAGGACGGACCUCAAGCUUCAGCCUCCCCGCCGGCGGCACUCAGACGAGUCCAUGAGUAUUGACCGGAACAGUUUGAGAGGUCUUGAGAUUCUUGAGACUGCGCGAGACGGGUUUGGAAAGGGAAGUCUGCUUCAUGCUGUCCGCAAAACUAGCACCAAAAGUGGCGCUCGUCUUUUGCGCGAUCGACUAACCUCCCCAUCGACAUCGCUUCAGGUUAUCAACGAACGUCUCGAUCUCGUCUCGGUCUUCAUUGAGAACGAGGAUCUGCGUGAUAGCGUCAUUCAGCUGUUGAAACGCAGCUAUGAUGCUCAGCGCUUGGUCCAGAAGUUUGCCCUCGGCAAAGGCGAUGCCGACGAUCUGAUUUGUCUUUCCCGGGCCAUCGAAGCGGCCAAGGAGGUCAGACAAGUACUCGCUGGUCACGAAAGACUUCUACAAAUUUCCGACACAAAGCAAAGUCUCGCAUCCAUGAUAUCUCGACUCCAUCUUGAUGGUCCUCUUGCUCUGGCGGAGCGAAUCCUCGCCGCCAUCGACGAAGAUGGUCUCCUUCAGCAGCAGCGUAUUGAAGAUAACACUGCAGCCGAAGCGGCACGCCUGGCGCACGAAGUUGCUAUGAACGAAGGCACAGCCAGCGAACUAGAAACGCUGCCAAAGAAAGUUCGAGCGCAGAGCCGGCAUCGCGCAGCCACGGGGGAUGCCGAAUCAGGGCCCAUCGAGACCUGGAUCAUGCGUCAUGACGCUAGCGAGACCCUGAAAUCUCUCCAUGAGGACCUGGAGGGGUUUUUUGACGGAAAGGCUCAACUGACCCAGCGCCUUCGCGACUAUGUUGGAUCUACUCAUCUGAACCUCAAAUGGACACCCGGGCUCGGCCAUAUCUGCCACAUCAAGGGCGCGAAGAUCUCCCAACAGUCUCUCGAAGAACUAGGUGUCACGCGAAUUGUCUCAUCUACCAAAUCCACUCGAUCGUUCUACCUCCCCGCCUGGACCGAACUCGGCAACCGGAUGGAUGCCGUCAAAGUGCGCAUCCGACAGGAAGAACAGGCACUCUUCGAGCGGCUUCGCCGCGAGGUCAUUCUGAACCUGGUCAAAAUUCGGCGGAACGCAGCAGUCAUGGACGAACUCGACGUCGCCUGCUCGUUCGCCACCCUCGCCCAGGAACAGCAGAUGGUCCGGCCGAUUCUCAACGAAGGCACCACGCACAAGAUCGCUGCUGGGCGCCAUCCAACCGUCAAACUCGGAUUGGAAGAACAAGGCCGCUCCUUCGUCAGCAACGACUGCUACAUGGGCGGGCACGAGCGCAUCUGGCUCAUCACGGGGCCCAACAUGGCCGGCAAAAGUACCUUCCUCCGGCAGAACGCCCUGAUUACGAUCCUCGCGCAAGUCGGCUCGUACGUGCCGGCCGCGUACGCCGAGAUCGGGCUGGUCGACCAGAUCUUCAGUCGCAUCGGGGCAGCGGACGACCUCUUCCGCGACCAGUCGACGUUCAUGGUGGAGAUGCUGGAGACGGCGGCGAUCCUGCAUCAGGCGACGCCGCGGUCGUUCGUGAUCAUGGACGAAGUUGGGCGCGGCACGACUCCCGAGGACGGGACGGCGGUUAGCUUUGCGUGUCUGCACCACUUGCACUAUCAGAACCGCAGCCGCGUGCUGUUCGCGACGCACUUUCAUGCACUGGCGGAUAUGACGGAGUCAUUUGAGGGUUUGGCCCGGUAUUGCACCGAUGUGAAGGAGAGCGCGUCAGGGGCGUUCUCGUUCGUGCAUCGGCUGCGGAAGGGGGUGAAUCGCGAAUCGCAUGCUCUCAAGGUGGCUCAGCUGGCUGGACUUCCACGGGAGACUCUUCAUCUUGCUACCCGUGUGCGCCAGCAGAUGAGGGCGGAGAUGAAUUCUCCGCGGGCUGGGGAAGGGGACUGGUGUGUUUCGCGGGGGUGUCUAAUUGGCGAUUUCCGGGGUUUCCCUUAG